AUGGGAGCUAACAAGACGGCUCAAAAGGUUUUGCAAUGUGGACUAUGGUGGCCUCACAUCUUUAGAGACUCGUGGGCAUUUGUGAAGACAUGUGAUGCGUUCCAAAGAAGUGGAAACGUGUCUAAGAAGAAUGAAAUGCCCCAACAACCCAUACUUGAGCUUGAAAUCUUUGAUGUUUGGGGCAUAGAAUUCAUGGGACCUUUCCCUUCCUCCCGUGGGAACCAAUACAUACUUGUGGCAGUAAAUUAUGUGUUGAAGUUGGUGGAAGCAAUCGCCUCCCCAACAAAUGACCACAAGGUGGUGGUGAAGCUCUUCAAGAAGAUAAUAUUUCCAAGAUUCGGGGUUCCUAGAGCGGUUAUAAGUGACAACGGGACACACUUUGUGCAUGGGGCUUUUCAAAGAAUGCUUCGCAAGAAUGGAGUCCAUCAAAGGAAAGAUUGGUCCGACAAGCUCGAUGAUGCACUUUGGGCAUACCGGACAACUUUCAAGACCCCUAUUAGCACUACCCCAUACCGUUUGGUCUACGGGAAAGCAUGUCACCUCCCGGUCAAAUUAGAGCACCGGGCUCAUUGGGCAAUCAAGAAGAUAAACUUUGAUCUAGCAAGCGCGGGGGAGCAACGGAUUUUGGAGCUUCAUGAGUUGGAGGAGCUUCGAAUGGAUGCAUAUGAUAGUGCAAGCCUCUACAAAUCGCGAUCCAAGGAGUGGCAUGACCGAAAAAUAGAGCGAAAGGUGUUCAAUGUUGGGGAUAAGGUCCUCUUGUACAAUUCUAGGAUGAAACUCUUCCUCGGUAAGUUGGUGUCAAGAUGGAGGGGACCAUUCACCGUCAAGGCGGUUCUACUUUCCGGGGCGGUCGAACUCUAUGAUUCGAGUGGAUUGCAGUCUUUUAAGGUAAAUGGGCAACGAUUGAAGAUAUACUAUGAAGGAGCCCAUUUUGGUGUGAUUGAUGUAUUCAAAUGCAGUCACAAGUGUUAA
Chenopodium quinoa (quinoa) is the source of this 972-nucleotide messenger RNA. RefSeq lists its product as uncharacterized. Lineage: Eukaryota; Viridiplantae; Streptophyta; Magnoliopsida; Caryophyllales; Amaranthaceae. The transcript is spliced from 2 exons. Gene Ontology annotation, molecular function: nucleic acid binding. Gene Ontology annotation, biological process: DNA integration. The record is from RefSeq and is a predicted model, not a curated record. Bases 1 to 972 code for a protein of 323 amino acids.